This is a messenger RNA of Anarrhichthys ocellatus (wolf-eel), 6713 nucleotides long. RefSeq names its product unc-51 like autophagy activating kinase 1 (gene ulk1b). The transcript has 27 exons. Gene Ontology annotation, cellular component: phagophore assembly site; cytoplasm; cytosol. NCBI's taxonomy places the organism in Eukaryota, Metazoa, Chordata, Actinopteri, Perciformes, Anarhichadidae. Gene Ontology annotation, molecular function: ATP binding; protein serine/threonine kinase activity. The record is from RefSeq and is a predicted model, not a curated record. The coding region runs from base 610 to 3693 and encodes 1027 amino acids. Gene Ontology annotation, biological process: reticulophagy; piecemeal microautophagy of the nucleus; axon extension.
AGUUGCUCUGCGCAUGCGCUCUUGUUGCAGAGGCUAGACGCCGUCUGCUUUUGUCGGGACCAUCGAUGCUACGACUUUCGGCGAGUCAACUGCGAAUUGCAAGAUAUAAACGGGACAGUUCGCGGUAUUCUCCGGUUAUUGGACGUUGUUUGCUCGCCUUGAGCUCACAGUCGGCGCUUGUUUCGCCGUGUGUACGCGUCAGACGACAGAAGCGAGGCUCCCCUGUAUACAAACAAAACGCAGCAAGCUGCUGGCUUUUUUUUUUUUUUUUUAAGGUGGCACGUCAGAGAAGCUGCAAAAAAAACAACAACACUCGAUUCUCGUUCGGUAAGUUCGCUAUAACUCCGUGUCGGCAGCGAUGUGAAUCACCAAAGAGGUUUGUUAGGAGUUAAACUCCAUAACGUGUGCGUGCGAACAUGAGAGAAGAGGAUAGUUUGUUGUCAGGAAGGCAGCUCAUGGCAAGUGGACGAGGAGGCGAACAUCCCUGCUGCUGCUGCUGCCCCUACUCGACCGAGGAGAAAGGAGCAAUUGCGACCCAGAAGUGCGACCUGAGGCCUCCUGGUCAAUUGUCCGUCUCCAAGUAGUAGAACACCACUCUUUGUGCACAAUAUGGAGACGGUGGGGAAAUUUGAGUUCAGUCGGAAGGACCUGAUAGGACAUGGCGCAUUUGCUGUCGUCUUCAAAGGCAGACACCGAGAGAAACAUGACUGGGAGGUGGCGGUAAAGUGCAUCAACAAGAAGAACUUGGCCAAAUCCCAGACACUGUUGGGGAAAGAGAUUAAAAUACUCAAGGAGCUGAAACACGAGAACAUCGUUGCAUUACUGGACUUUCAGGAAACUGCCAGCUCGGUGUACCUGGUAAUGGAGUACUGCAAUGGGGGAGACCUCGCUGACUACUUACACUCCAAGGGCACGCUGAGCGAGGACACCAUUCGGGUUUUCCUGCAGCAGAUCGCGGGGGCCAUGAGGGUGCUACAGGGCAAAGGCAUAAUCCACAGGGACCUCAAGCCCCAGAACAUCCUGCUCUCCUACGCACCGGGACGCAAGUCUCACUCCAACAACACCUGCAUCAAGAUCGCGGACUUUGGCUUUGCCCGGUACCUCCAGACCAACAUGAUGGCGGCAACACUCUGUGGGUCCCCUAUGUACAUGGCGCCUGAAGUCAUUAUGUCCCAAAACUAUGACGCCAAGGCUGACUUGUGGAGUAUAGGAACCAUAGUGUUUCAGUGUCUGAUUGGAAAGGCUCCUUUUCAGGCUAGCAGUCCCCAGGACCUCCGGCUGUUCUAUGAAAAAAACAAGACUCUCAGCCCCAACAUCCCCAGAGAGACUUCUAGCCAUUUGAGGCACCUACUGUUGGGUCUGCUGCAGCGCAACCACAAGGACCGCAUGGACUUCGAUGAGUUUUUUUGUCAUCCGUUCCUGGAGGCUAGCUCAUCCCUGAAAAAGACGACUCCUACUGCGUCCAUGACCUGCCUCCCAAGCUCUGCAUCAGCCAGCUCUUGUAGCAGCUCUUCCACCUCUCACCUCGCCUCUCCACCGCAGUCUCUUGCCGAGGGUCAGCACUUGCGUGCCAAAGCUCUGGCCUCCCCUACCCAGGAGGCUGCUGGUUUACUUCUCAAGGACUCCUCUGGCGGGGGUGGCAGCAGCAAGAACUCCUCCUCCUGUGACACAGAUGACUUUGUCAUGGUGCCUGCUCACAUCACCAGUUUUGCAGCGGGUGAGCUGACAUGUGAGAGUAAAGUGCUGCAGGACAGCCUGAUGAACAGCAGCUCUCUGCUGGCUUCUGCUGGUCUGUGCAGCCAAGUCAAAACCCCACCACACUCACCUUCCUGCAGUGGGUCUCCAAGUCCUGUCAGGCCCAGUGAAUUCUCGGGAAGUAACGAUGGGGGUAGCUAUGGAAACCACGCACAGUCGUUGCCCAUCCCAGUCCCGUCCCAGGUCCACAACUACCAGCGCAUGGAGCAGAAUCUCCACUGUACCAAACCGGAUGGCUCACCCCGGCUGUCCACACCUGUGCGGCGUUGCAGCAGCGGGAGCUCGUUAGGCUUCGGUCGGACCGGGCUUUCCCCCUUCUAUGGGCAGGGGGCAGUCACCACCAAUCGUAGGCUUUCCCUGGGGGGCGCCAGACCUUUCCAGCUCUCCCCUCAAGCUCCUCAGCACGGUGAAUCCCGGCCGACUGCUCAGCAGCACCCACAGCCGACGGGCCUGGGCACACGGCUCCACAGUGCCCCCUGCUUGUCGGAGUGCGCCAGUGGCGGCGGCAAGCAAACGAUCAGGAAGCAGCACUCGGACCCGGUGGUGGCCCCCUCGGCAGGUCUGAAGGCUCUCCGCCCUCUACACUCUUCCCCCAGACUCAGUGAGCUGAUGCAGCGUAGCCCCCUCCCCACAAUCCUCGGCUCCCCUUCCAGGGCCAUCCCUCCGUUUGAAUUCCCUAAGCCUCCUAGCUCUCCAAACCUCAUGACCUUCCUGACACAACAAGGAUUGGUCAUCGGCAGCAGGACUGCUCAGGCGGAGCUCAGAGACGCAGGACAACAAGCGCUGACACAGGUUAUCCAGCCGGCCCACUGCAUCCACAGACUGAGCAACGAUACCAAGAGCUUUGGAAGGUCUCAGAGUGCAAGUCGUCUGUCGGACAUGCUGCUGAUGGCUGCGUUUGGACCAGGUGGACCCGUGGGUGACCGAGGCAGCACGGAGAACUUGACGUCUGAGAAAACCAUAGGCAUAACAGUGCCCCCGGGUGGAGGGGGAGGUCUUGCCCCUGGCUCGAUCAGCCCUGCUCAGGUGGUUUUCACUGUGGGCUCUCCUCCCAGCGGCAGAACCCCACCUCAUAACUCCAGACAGAGGAAAUACUCAGGCUCGUUCACUUCAAUCAGCCCCGCAGGCUCCUUCACGAGCCGCUACCCCCAGACUGCCACCUAUCUGGAUGGCUUUGAGGCUCCUUCCAGUCCUCGCUACAGUUUCACUGAUCCCAUCACAGCCAACAUGGGCGGCCGUGUAACCUUUGAGGCUCCUGAGCUGCCCGAGGAGACGCUGAUGGAGCAGGAGCAUACAGACACUGUGCAAAGCCUGCGCUUCACGUUGGAUUUCGCCCGCUGUCUGAUGGAGGUCGCCGGAGCCUGUGGGGUCGCGGCGUUGGGGGAGCAGGAAGACAUUUCUCAUCCCUCCCUCUUUCAGCAGCAGAGCCUGGUAGCAGAUCAGAUAAGCUCGCUGAGCCGAGAGUGGAGUCAUGCAGAACAGCUUGUUCUCUACCUUAAGACUGCAGAACUCUUGUCCUCUGCCUUACACACAGCCAUGGAGCGAGUUAAACAGGGCAAACUCUACCCAUCCUCGACAGUCAAACAAAUAGUGAGGAGGCUGAACGAGCUGUACAAGUCCAGUGUGGCGUCCUGUCGCUCACUCAGCACCCGUCUGGAGCGCUUCUUUUCCAGGAAGCACCGCUUAAUGGACCAAAUCACCUCCAUCACAGCUGAGCGGCUGCUGUUCAGCCACACUGUGCAGAUGGUUCAGGCUGCUGCACUGGAUGAGAUGUUCCACCAGGGCGAAGCGUCCGUCCUGCGGUACCAUAAAGCUCUGCUGCUGAUGGAGGGCCUGUCUCUGCUGCUCACUGAACAGGACGACCUCCUCAGUGUGAGCAAAUGUAAAGAGUGCAUUGAACGCCGCCUCACAGCUUUGCAGUCGGGUCUCUGCGUUUGACAGUUCCUGCACCGCUCCUUGAGUGUGGCUAUGAUGUCAGUCAUCUGCACCCUGCGCAUUACCAACAAACCAAAUCUCCACCCACAUCUCAUGGUUUUAACUUUAACACUAGGAAACCACAAGGCUUUUGCAGUUUGAACUUUAACCGUCGGGGCUUGUGCUCUCCAAACGGCUUGCCGUUCAUCCCGAGUUCUGGACAGUGGCAGCGACUUCUCCGGCACUGAACUCGUGCCAGUGUUGUACACGAAGCACUUGUGCUGUGAAAAGAAUGUCUGCGCUCUCGUCCAUGCGAGUAGGACUUUGCUCCUGGCACUGAAAAGGGCAUAUUUUUGCCAAGAAGGAAGAUUCCUCUCACCAGGCGUAGCACCUGCAGGAGUAGAUAUCGCCAAGUAGUCACAUACCCACAUACAAUACCUAAUUAAACAUAAACAGAUAGCGUAAGAUGGACGAAUAUCCGCUUGUAGACAAAAUGUUAUCUUUUACCAAGAUCAGUAGCUGGAGGGAAAGUACCUGCUGUACACUUGCAUACAGUAAGGACGUGUUCUGAUGAAGGGGCGGGAAUGUCCAAGUAUCAAUCUCAUCAACUAUAUGUUCGUCUAAACCCCGUUGUUUGCUUUCCUGGGUUUCUUUAUUUCUUGGUAUUUACCGAAUUGUUACUUCCUCGCUGAAAAGAAGUUUAAAAAAAGCAAUGAUCCAGCUUGUUUGGAAGCACAUGUAAGCACUAUUACAAAAACAAACUGUUGCCAAAAUUCUAUUUAGUUUUGUUGUUGUGUUUUGUUUUAUUUUAGAUUACUGUAGGUAAAAAAAAAACAGAUCCCUGUGUUUUGUCACUUUACUGAUUCUAAACUUGCUUAAUGUUAAAGACCGCGUUCCAUCAUUGAACCCGUGGUGGAGGAGGGGUUUUGUGUUUUUAAAUGGUGGCUGGUAUUAAAGCAGCAGACAGAAAAUGGGUCCAGAAAACACUCACUAACCCACUGCUAAAUGCAAAAAUAUAGCUUUUUAUUCAACAGGCCCUGAAACCGGUCCGUGAGCAUCCCUGGUUGCAAUCAUGUUGAAUAUGCUGCAAUAACCUGGGAUGUAUUCCUCAGUGAUACAGAAGCUCGGGGGGCUGCAGUUGUUUGGUAAUGUCUUCACAUGAUUCCAUAUUCUGUCCGAUCAUAUGUUAUCAACCAAUCAUGUUGCAGUCGAGCAAGUUUAAUCAAAAUUUGAAUGUAGAGCUGUGACAGGAGAGGAACAACCCGAUGUUGCUAAGAUGGAUCCCGGGAUUAACGUCUGAAUGUUUUUGCACUGUUGAAGUACUGUACGGGGAUGAUGUUGAGUGGAACACGUUAAAACGUGUCCAGUUGUUCUAUAUACCCUAGAGACAUAUUUGCUUAGUUAGAGAAUUAUGUUCCUCGCUUUUUAUUGCAGUUCAGUUGCAUUAUAGUUGCUGUCAAAAAGGCAACGUGUGUUAGAUGUGAGGAUGCUGACGAAGAGAGAUGGUAUAAGCUAUGAAACCGUAGAAAGAUUUCUUUGAGAAGAAAAAGGAAAAAUACAAAAAACAAAUUGCUUUACACUGAAAAAUUACUUGCGUUGACUGUGCCGUGUUCGGUUUCAGAGUAGUUAGUGGGUUGCCGUUAUGUUAGUUUUGAAAAGUGACCGGUUGAUUUGCAGUGCUAGUUUAAAAAUGUGUGUUGUACCUGAAAUAUUUGUGUAUCGUUUACCCUUAGCCAUAUAUCUCAACAGGAUACCUUUUACUCCCCUUAAAUUUUGGGCCAAUGGGAAGGGUCAACUUCUCCUUUUGGUUGCUGUCAAAGAGAAGUUUGCGAGCAUGCAUGCGUGAAGUGAUGUUUCAUGUAUUAAUGGACAGUGGGGGGUUUUGUUCCGUACAGAACUAUUGACAUUGCUCUGCAACAAGAUGUGAAUGAUUUGGAUUCUGACUCCAGUUGAUUGCGUGGAUGUGGUUCAACAAUAUCGGAUGGAAAUCAGAGGUUCCUCUGGUGUAACCGACUUUCUUUUCCCCCCGAGGUGAGCAUAUUUUGGAACAGGUUGUUGAUGUACGCUGAGAUUUUUGGAGCCAGUAUAGUAGCACUGUCAGCAGAACAGAAAGGAGGAGAUGAUAUGAUAUAAAUAUACAUAAUUUUUAUUAGAUUUUUUUUUGUCUUUUGUCAGAUUUUCUUUCAUAUAUUUUCUUAGUUCUGACUCUGCUGAGAGCGUUCUGCGAGUGUGCAAUGUUUGUUAGAGUGAACAUUCCUAAUAUCGACUCAUCCACAGCCUCUCUGUCUCUUACACAUGCUGUUCUGUCGGUAUGUGGUGGCAAUGUCUCAAAAGAAAGGGAUGACAUCUCACCUUUACAAAACUGAUGCAUGUCUCACUUUUUUUUUUUCCCUACAAUCAUUGCUACUGGCCAUCUUAAUGAUAAGUAUCGGUGGACGGAGUCAAAAGAUCAUUUGCGCAGCUGUUGAAGUAAUAUAAAACAGCAGGGUGGUGUAUUAAGUGCAGAGCUAGUGCCCUUUGACAAGCAUGUGUCCACUCUGCUGAAGUGUACUUGAGCAAAAUGCUUACUCCCCACGAGCUUCAGGGCGACUGUUCAAAGUAUCACGUAAAGAUAUAAUGUAGUGUGUGAACUCCCAUAAUAUAUCUGUCAUUGAUUUAGAUCAUUCUUUUCUAUGUUUGCUAAGAACCUACCUGAAUGUUUUCAUUUUUUGGAUUUCACUCUACUCAUUCUGUAUCACCUGUAAAUAUUGUAAAUUAAGUUAUUGUUGUAGUGCAUAUGAUGCCGCAGGAGUGGAGAGAAUGGCACCAUACCACCAAUACAUUUCCAAAGAAUAGGCCUUCUUCUGAUCUUCCAUAUUGUCUCUUACUGUUGCAAAAAGCAUUUUAAUGUUGUCAUAUCUAUGACAGACACUUUCUCAGUGUCCCUGUGUGUGUGUGUGUGUGUGUGUGUGUGUGUGUGUGUGUGUGUGUGUGUGUGUGAUGUAACCUUUACUGUUUGAGAGUUGCAACAUGAAUAAAGUGAAAGGAAAGGUAAUUUGUCUUAA